GAUUGGUCAAUUUCUUACGACUUACAGCUUACGACUGUAUUGUAGAACAGGUCAAACGCAGCCAUUUAUCUACUUGUGAAAUGGCGCAGCAAUACGAAUCAGACUAGUUGAGAGAACACGUUUUUGAGAGAGCGGACGUUUGGCCGGAAUUUAUUUCGUUCGAGAACAAAAAACAGAAGAGAUGCGUUCUAUUGUUGUGAUUUAAUGAUUUCAAAAUUCUAAUUUUGAUCGUACAGAAAUUAUUGUGAAGAGGAACAAGUUUGUUCGCGCCUCGAUAUAUCAGGAACUUGAGUAUCGUAGUGUUGUAUUUUGCCGGUACACGACAGAUCUCUGUUGAUCUGUAUUUUACGAAUUAUCGAGUUGCAAGUUACAACACACAUCGAUUAACUUCGAUCACAAUGGAUGAAACUCUGUUAAAUAGUAUUCUUAAUAUGUUUAAUACGACUAAUCCUUUCAAGAUAGAAAUGUCCCGUCCUGCAAGUCAAAGACAAACAGCGGGCGAUGAAUAUCAAUUAGGGGAAGAGUUUAAUCCUCAUGACAGAAAAAUAAGAAAGGGCACGGAUUAUGCAAAGGAAUAUAAACAAAAAGAAGAUGAGGAUUAUUUAAAGUUAAAAUCUGAUAUUCUAUGGAGACAACGAAUGAAGGAUCUUCACAUAGAUAACAUGUCGGAAGUCACUAUGACAAGUGGAGCUUGCAACAGCGUGCAAGAGACUGGUCGCAUUUAUCGAACGUAUAACUUUUCUUAUCGGCCUCAAAUAGAAUUGCCAAUUUUUUAUGUUAAGGAUAAGCUCUUGUCCAUGCUCGAGAGCAAUUCUGUUAUUAUUGUCUCUGGUACUACAGGCUGUGGAAAGACAACACAAGUACCGCAAAUUAUUCUUAAUGAUAAAUUUGAGAAGAACGAACACUGUAACAUCAUAGUUACAUCGCCGAGACGUAUUGCUGCUAUAAGCAUUGCCAAAAGGGUCUGUGAGGAGAGAGGAUGGAGUGUUGGUACAAUUGUGGGAUACCAAAUGGGAUUGGUCAAAAAUAUAAGCCAAGACACUCGUAUAACAUAUUGUACAACUGGUGUACUUCUGCAUAAAUUGAUAAACAAGAAGCACAUGCUAGAUUAUACUCAUGUCAUAUUGGAUGAGGUGCACGAACGUGAUGAGAACAUGGAUUUCUUAAUGCUAGUUGUGAAAAAGUUAUUACGGUUAAAUUCUCCCAAUGUUAAAGUUAUACUGAUGUCUGCAACGAUCGAUGUGUAUAAGUUUGCUGAUUAUUUUUCCAUUCCUAUGGGAGAUGCGCUUUUGUCAGCUCCUAUCAUCGAUGUACCAAAAGAAAGGCAUUAUAAUGUUUCUGUAUAUUAUAUCGAUGAGAUGCAUAAUCUAGGAAAUGUACCUGAAGUGCCUGAGGAACCAAGAUUCUCGGAAAAUGUAGCAGAGUUUUCUAUACGCAUUUUGCACAUUUUUGAUCGUCUCGACAAAGCUGACAACAGUUUUUCUGAAAGAGCAGCUGUGCUGGUAUUUUUACCAGGAUAUCACGAAAUCAUGGAAUUCCGUUCAAUGCUUUUAUUGGACAAAUACGAGGAAGCAAAAUGGGAAAUAAUGAUUUUACAUUCCAUGAUCUCGACUGAAGAUCAAGAGAAAAUAUUCAAGCAGCCACCAAAAGAUUUUCGACGUAUUAUAUUAUCGACUAACGUUGCUGAAAGCAGCAUUACUGUGCCCAAUAUUAAAUACGUUAUUGAUUUUUGUCUGACAAAACUUCUUGUUACUGAAUAUGCUUCAAAUUACGAAGGUCUACAGCUUAACUGGGCGAGCAAGGCAAAUUGUCAACAACGAGCCGGUCGCGUAGGUCGCGUAAUGGAGGGUAGAGUGUAUAGAAUGAUUACAAGAUCGUUUUAUGAUAAUUCGUUGCCCACGGAAACUGUUCCAGAAAUACUCAGAGCUCCGCUUGAGAAUGUAGUUCUCAAAGCAAAAGUACUGAAUAUGGGUGAACCGAGAGCCAUUCUCGGUGUUUCCUUGGACCCACCGGAUCUAAGUGACUUACAAAAAACUAUAUUAACAUUAAAGGAAGCCGGUGCGUUGCUCCAUACAGAAGACAAUUCGAACGAUUUCGACGGAGAGCUGACGACUUUGGGUCGUGUAAUGGCUUCUCUUCCGUUGAAUAUUUACAAGACGAAGUUAAUUGUUCUGGGUCAUCUGUUUGAUGUUCUGACGGAUGCAAUUAUAAUGGCAGUUUGUUCAAGCGUUAAAGAGAUAUUCAGCAUCAAUGUGGAAGAUAUAAAAUCAGUUCACAACGAAAAACUACAAUGGGCUGCUGGAUCUGAUUGCGACUUUAUGGCAUAUUAUAAUGCUUAUAAUGUAUGGCGACAUCAUAAAAUGAACAAUAAUAUAACAGAUUUGCGCAGUGAGAAGGAAUGGACGAAGAAAAAUCAUCUUCGUAUACGAUCGCUACGCGAGGCUGACGCUCUCAUAACUGAAGUAACGGAAAAAUUACGCCACAUCGGUAUCAAAGAACCUCAAGUUGAUCCCAAACGGAACAAGUGGAAACAAUAUUCCAUAAACGAAUACUUUGUUUUUAAAGUUAUAAUUGCCGGUGCUUUUUAUCCUAACUAUUUCGUCAAAUCUACGAACGAAGAUCAGAAGAAGAAGAAAAUGAAACUGUUGUCCUAUCAUGAUCCAACGAACACUGUUAUUCUAAGUGGAUGGCCGUUACGACAGCCCGGAUUGUUGUAUGCCAAACAAAUUCAGCAGAUCUUUGCAUCGAAUCUAAAGCUCAAUCAAGACAACAUAAAAGUAUUUUUUGAUGGAACAAGUCGUAUUUAUGUCGAAUAUGAAAAUGAAAAUCGUACAGCGGCCAAUUAUUCUUUCGUUCAAAAUUGUAUCAAGCUACGACGAUAUCGGAUUCCGAUUGUAAUAAAGUUGUUAAGUGAAGAAGAAGCUAGCGAUCAAUUUAAGAAACUCGAGCUUGAAGAAAGAAGUAAAGAACUGUACUUCGAUUCCAAAUGUUCGCGAACAUACUCGCACAGUCAACAUGCACAGAAGCCAUAUCCGGAUUUACCAGAAACAUUGAUAUAUACAUCUAAAGUGACGCUAAAUGGCCCGUUUUCGCCGUUGGAAGUUUGCUUGUCUCCUAUGGUGAACAGCGAAUCACUCACUCUCACAUACAUAGAUCCAUUGUCGGUAAAUUCUAUUACACUGGAUACUUGUCCGAAAAAUUCGAAAGGAAUUUUUCUGGUGGCGCAAACUGUCGUUCGAAAUCCUCACACUAAAAAUUUGACUCUACGAAACACAACUCUUUUGCCUGAUAUACCCGGUCUUGAAGCUUUAAUUAAUUUAAUGUUCACACCGUAUAUCGAGUUGAGACGUGAUCCUCUAGGCACUUAUUACACGGGUGCUUUGUGCGGACUGGGAUAUGAUUCAAAAGGAAGAAGCUUAUUUCCAGAGCACGACUUACGAGUUUUAUUCGACUGUAAGAUUACGAUAGAGGAUUUGCGAAGGAUAAACAAAUUACGUCACUGGAUGAAUGUUGCGAUGUGCUUUGAUCCUGAUGAUGAAGACGUGGACGAAAACGCACAAAAUAAAUUGACUUUAGAAUGUCAAGAGCGUAUUAAAAUUGCGUUUAAGGAAAUAAUAUAUCAACAACGCGAUCCUCAAGAACCACUUCUAAUUUCCCACUUCAACAAAUGGAAUCGAUAUGACAGAAGUCUAUUUCUCAAGACCGCACGAGACACAUUGAAAAAAAGUCAAAUAUAUGGCUUGCACAAGGCGUUGGAAUUGAAUGAAAUAAAGAAACCUCUUGAGGAAAUAAUUAAACAUUUGUGCCAAUUAGAAAUGUUAGCUUACAAAGAUCCAUCUGAGACAAGUAUCGAGCCUGUUUAUUGCAAACUCUGUAAAAAGGAAGUGAUUGGCAUUCUCAAUCUUAGAUCACAUUUGUGUUCGCAACAACAUAAAGCAAAACAACAAGAGAUCGAUACAACCGAAUGUGGACAGGAUCUAAAGAGCCUGUUGUCACAAUUGGGAAUGCAAUAAGAUAUAAUCAUGCAUCAAAAUGGUAAAAUAAACAAGAAUUAUUGAUUUAUUUUCAGUACUUGUUAAUAUUUUUUACGUAUAUUUUUAUUACAAAAAUUGA
Molecule: messenger RNA, 4113 nt
Organism: Pseudomyrmex gracilis
Lineage: Eukaryota; Metazoa; Arthropoda; Insecta; Hymenoptera; Formicidae
Product: probable ATP-dependent RNA helicase spindle-E
Exons: 8
Coding region: 399-4013 (1204 amino acids)
Cellular component (GO): intracellular anatomical structure
Molecular function (GO): ATP binding; RNA binding
Source: RefSeq, a predicted model, not a curated record